Molecule: messenger RNA, 1404 nt
Organism: Moesziomyces antarcticus
Lineage: Eukaryota; Fungi; Basidiomycota; Ustilaginomycetes; Ustilaginales; Ustilaginaceae
Exons: 1
Coding region: 1-1404 (467 amino acids)
Source: RefSeq, a predicted model, not a curated record
AUGGCCGGCAUUCCUAUGACCGUCACGGCCAUCCCGGCCUUCCCCACCAUGCUGCCUUUCAAUUACACCGGCCCACCUCUGCCAUCCAUCGCCAACUCGUCCCACGCUCACCGCUUCGGCUCGCCAGAGGACCUCAUCGUCAUCUCGGCACGUCGCGUCAACUCAAUCCUGCCAAGCUUGAUCACCGCUUCCAUGGCGCUCGGCAUGGUCGUCUCUGAUUGGUCCAUCCAUCUUCCCUGGGAGUGGAAGCUGCUCUCUAAGCGGAGGAAGUGGAAGCUCUCGCACAUCGCCUACUUUGCGUCGCGCAUCGGCGGGCUGGGAUACUCGAUCACUGCAGUCCUACACGCCAUCGUCGGCAACAUUGCAGGAGGUCCCAUGGAGCUCGGUGCUGCGCGCUGGAACUACGCCAACUUUGCCUGCGAGGCCGACCGUCGCGCCAACAUCUUUUUCUCGCUCAUCUCGAUCGGCGGCAGCACGGGCAUCCUGCUCCUUCGAUGCCUGGCGCUGUACCGCUUCCACAUCGUUGCCGUCGUCACGCUCGGCCUCUUGUGGCUCGCAACACCCGCCUUCCUCAUCGUGGACAUGGUCGUGCUCACCAGCAGGAGCAAACGAAACGGUCUGAGCGCCUGCGAUCCUAGCCCGCCCAGAUUGCAUAGCCACACCAAUCCCAUCCUCUACAUGAUGCCGUGGUUCUUCCUGCCCAUCUUUGACUCGACCAUCCUCGUCAUGUCGCUCAUCGGUCUGCGUCGUGCCUCGCACCGCCGACGAUUCUCGCCUCUGGAAAAGAUGUUCCGCAAGGACAACAUCUUCUACUAUGCCAUCGUCUUCUUGUGCGUCAUCCCGAUUCCGAUCUGGUACAUCUGCCAGCAGCACGACGGUCGCAUGAUGCCCUACCUCAACCUGUACAUUGGCUUGUCGAGCAUCUUGUCGUGUCGCCUCUUCAUCAACCUGUGGAAGGCGAUUGGACGCGAGCUGGCGCUGGCGCAUACGUUUGGCACCAAUUCGCAGGACCACUACCGCGUGGAUACGAGCUUGGAGCAGGCCACUGCCGGGCUGGUAGCGUCACAAGCAAGUGCGGGCGCGCCCACUGACAGUCAUGCGCGUGGCAGCGACUCGAUUCUGGAAAGCGGCGCUUCUGCUGGAGAUAGCAUCGUGGCCGCCUCGCCACUGGACGAGAAGCUCACAAUACCUUCGCCCGUCGAGGCCAAGGUUUCAUCCACCUUCUCACCCACGGCCGUGCAAUCGGCCGAAAGCCUACACAACGUUCGCAUGCGCAGGGUGGUGCCGGACUGGGCCGAUGUCGACCCCGAUCUCGCCUUCAGCCUCAAUGGCGACUACUACGGAGAUUCCAACUCGAUAUCCUACGACUACCAGUCAAGAGGCCUCCAUUCCACUCCCUACUGA